Molecule: messenger RNA, 996 nt
Organism: Schizosaccharomyces osmophilus
Lineage: Eukaryota; Fungi; Ascomycota; Schizosaccharomycetes; Schizosaccharomycetales; Schizosaccharomycetaceae
Gene: glc8
Product: serine/threonine protein phosphatase PP1 regulatory subunit Glc8
Exons: 1
Coding region: 1-996 (331 amino acids)
Biological process (GO): regulation of signal transduction
Molecular function (GO): protein phosphatase inhibitor activity
Source: RefSeq, a predicted model, not a curated record
AUGUAUGUAAAGUCAAUUCUGAAAAGGACGCAAAGUGGCUCCAAACCCGUAGAGUCUGAUCACGAUGAAACAGACAACGAGAGUUUAAAAUUACCCGUCACUGCCUCAGUAACAAAUUCACAGAAACCAGUAUUGGAUCGUUCCCUUUCCACGGAAAGCAGUCGUAGGCUACGCUGGGAUGAAGAAAACUUGCGUUUGGCUGAAGCACAGAAAACUUCUACGAUGAAAAUAUUAGAGCCAAAAACUCCUUUUCAACACACGCUGUUAGUAGAUGAAGAGGUUCCUGAGCUUAGCUUGGAUCAUUCUGAAACCGAGCUGGCGGAUGAUCCCCUAUCCACUCAGUUACAGGUUCCUCCUAUUUCUCAGGAACAAAAGGGAGACGUACAUAAAGAUACGAACGAGGAUGUUGUGAGAAAGCCAGAUCCUUUUCCAGUUCCAAGAGAAGCUGGCCUUUUGUCUCCGGAAAUGAAGAACUCUUCAUCAGAUUACCCUCAAACUAGUACUUCUGAUGCAGUUCAGGCUACUGAUGUAACACACAAAAAUACUGUUCAAAAUUCGAGGUAUCGCUCUCCUCAAUCCUCUGAAAAUUCUCCUUGCAUUGAUGAGCAGAUGAAUGUCUCGAUUCCGAAGGUGGUAGCUGUCCGUACCAGACAGAAUUCUCCGGAAAAGGAUUCCAGAGCUAGAAUGCCAAGAAGGGAGGGCAUCGGAUUUGGUAUCCCUUCAGCAACAGAAGCAACAUCAGUACUACCGGAAGCAAUUAUAAUGGGAGAAGAAAAUGAAAGUAUGGAUGAAGGUGAUCCAAAUGCUCAUUCGUUUAACCAAGGGCAGCAAAAAUCCAAAUUUGACGAGCUUCGCCGAAAGCACUACUUUGCUAUGGCAAAACCAUUGAAAAAGGAAAACAUUGAAAGUAAAGGAUUAGAAAGUGAUAAUGAUGACCCCGGAAGAGAAGACAAAGCCGCUGCUGAAGAAUCUGAUGUUGAAAUGGCUGAAGAUUAA